AUGACGGUUAAGAGGCACCAUACUGAAAUAGAAAUCACAUCUGUAAGACAACAACCCUCAAUAGCGGUUGCUUCUUUCUUCAAGGGUUUCCGUGCCCCAAAGGAUACUUCAUUUAAGUUAUACAGCAAGCCCUCCUCUGAUAAUUACGUAUUGCAUGGUGAGAAUGAAAGAUUAGAAUACAAAGGUAAAAGCGAUGAACUUCUUGAUGAAAGUUGUAGCUAUGUUUUAGGGCUAUAUGAUCAUUCGAAAAAAGCCAUCGAGCUCUACAAAACACCAGUUAUACCAACUAAAGUUUACUCCAAGUCUAAAAGGAACCUAUCUGGACCAAAGAUCAAACAAGGUGAAGCUAAAGCUUCCGAAAUGAGAAAUGCUUUAGGAGAGGCAUUUGGUACUAAGAAAGCAAAGAAAGCAAUUGCUGAUAUUGAACGUAAUCGUAUUGAUUCAGAUAAAGUGGUACAUUCUGCUAUUGAUAUUAUCAACAAUGUUACAGACAGCGGGAAACACCUCCCCUCUAGAGAACAACUACAAACAUCCUCGUCGACAGAUAGACCCACUCCUUUGGCAAACGUUGAUGCCACCGAUGUUGAACAAAUUUAUCCAUUACACAAUAUAAUACCGAAAAAAGAAUGGAGUUUUCUUCGUGUGGGACCGAUUAUCAAGGAGGCAGAUGUUGAACAAAAAUUACAAAUGCUACCAUAUUCCAAAUCUCAAUACGUUGCUAAAAAGAUUUCUACCCUUACACAAGCUGCUCACAUGCAAAAAUUGCAACUCCUCUAUUAUUUGUCAUUACUCUUGGGUGUCUAUGCCAAUCGUAGGACAAACGACAAAAUCAUGCUAAUGCAAAAACUCAAUUCCCCACCUGAUACUUUGAUAGACGGUAUUUUAGAAAGAUUCGCAGUCCUGAGAGCUGGUCAGUUUGGCAGAUCUAAGGAUCGUUCUUUUACUAUUGACCCACAACGUGAAGACAAACUACUGUGCUAUAUUCUUGUCAUAAUCAUGCAUUUGGAUAACUUCCUUGUCGAAGUAUCUCCAAUUGCCCAGGAACUAGGUCUCAAACCUUCUAAACUAGUAAAUCUCCUAAAGACGUUGGGUGCCAUAGUUAAAGGUGCCACAGUCUCUCAAGCGCAAGCGUUUGGUAUCCCUAAGAGUGCAGCUUCUACAUACAAGAUUGCAGCCUUGAAAGUUCCAUUCAAGUUACCUGAAAUGAACAAGAGAAUGAAAGCUAGCAGACGUUAA
Eremothecium cymbalariae DBVPG#7215 is the source of this 1236-nucleotide messenger RNA. RefSeq names its product DNA-directed RNA polymerase I subunit RPA49 (gene RPA49). Gene Ontology annotation, cellular component: RNA polymerase I complex. Gene Ontology annotation, molecular function: DNA binding. Gene Ontology annotation, biological process: transcription elongation by RNA polymerase I; nucleolar large rRNA transcription by RNA polymerase I; RNA polymerase I preinitiation complex assembly. The coding region runs from base 1 to 1236 and encodes 411 amino acids. The transcript has a single exon. The record is from RefSeq and is a predicted model, not a curated record. NCBI's taxonomy places the organism in Eukaryota, Fungi, Ascomycota, Saccharomycetes, Saccharomycetales, Saccharomycetaceae.